AUGAGGAGGUCUGUCGAUACAAACUCGUCGGAGUACGACCACAUGGCAAGGUCGCCUCUGCUGGAUCAUGAACACGGGUUGAAUCCCUCUGGUCUGGAUCGAAUUCGUCACCAACCCUCACGAGUCCUCACGUUGCCCAAUCUUUCGAAUCCGUCGCUCAUCCCGUUCCCCGUGCAGCAACAACAUUCCCCGCCGACCCGGUCGGUCUCCUCCUCCCGCACGGCCUCGACGCAUGUGUCGGCAAAUCCGAGCUUUGCGACGUUAGAAGACCUCCACCGGUUUCCCUCCGAAUCUCUUCACUCCUUUUCCUUUGCCCAACAGUCCGACGAGCUGCUGCAGAACCGUCAGAACAUCUUGAAACGGUCCAUCGACUUCAUGCGUGAUCGGUUUGGAUGGGCGGCAAGCAACCCGCAUAUCGUCAAUGCGCAGGCUCGCAUCAGUGGCGACUCCGACCUUCAGAGUAUGGUCGAUCUCUUGUCCCGGGCGCAGGUGCUGGAUAAGGAAAACCAGACUCAACAUGCGGGAGGAUUUCAUCCCCGAGGGCCUAUUACCGGCCCUGCGGACGUCGAGGGCGGCAACGUCUUUGAAAAGGCCUUCUCCUCGUCCGAGGCGCUGAGCGAACAGCAGCAGAAUUACUUCCUGGAACACGGUAUGGUCUCUGAGCAAUCCCGCCCUCUGGGCACUAUCCCCAGUGGUCAGCAAUACAACCACCACGAGCAGCAACAACAAAACCCCCCUACGCAGAAGAGAGAGUUAAAAUCCGCUCCCUCCUCGCGGCGCGUAAGCUUAAAACGUACAUACACGGAUCUCAACACGAUGACUCUCCAGGGCAAGCUGAUGGAGACUCUAGCACAACAAUCCUACUCCGCCACAGAUGCGUAUUCCCCCCUCGCCCUCUCCACCACCACCACCACCACCUCCUCCAGCCUUGGGUUCCCCAUCCCGGCCUUGCACACCCACAGCAGCAAAUGGACCCCAGUCUCGCAGGCUGUCUUUCGGACCGAAGCCAAAGCGCCCUGGACCAUCUUCGCCGCCAACGACCUGUCCUGUCUGGUGUUUGGUGUCACCCAGUCCGAGGUUCGGAAGCUGAGUAUCCUCGAGGUCGUCCAAGCGGAACAACGGCCCUGGCUGGAAUCGAAACUCCGGGAUCCCAGGACGGAUGCCACGGCCAAGUACGAAUACCAAACUGGCCGAUCGUCCCGCGUCACCGCGGUGAACCCACAGCCCAUGGGAUUGGGCAACGGCGUCACCGCACAGCUGCUGAGUAAACCAUCCUCACGCGAAAAGGCACGGCGCGCGCAGACGGACGACGGGUUUGGCUCGAGCACCCGCACCGCGCGGAAUCCCAACCACGCAGCCAACAAGUCGCGCGGCGUGCUCCUCUGCGGCGACGUGGUGCCCAUCCAAAAACGCAACGGAUCCAAGGGUUCCGCCAGCGUCUGGGUGAUGGAAAAACGAGGCGGGCUGAUCUGGGUUCUCGAGGAAAUCACCGAGAAUGUCGCUCACAUUCGCUAUGACGUGACCGGCGCCAUCGUACAGACCGACGGUGACGUCGACAAGAUCUGGGGCCAGGCAACCGUAGGCACCGGCGAGCCCGUCACCAACCUCCUCCCGCGUGUCCCCAAGGAGGAUCUUCUCGACUCCACCGACCAGGGACUUGCACGCAUUGCAGAGACCAGAUAUUUCGCCGCCCGCACCUCGACCGGGGUCUGUAUUCCAGCCACCGUUACCAAGGGCGAAGGCUCCCGCUGUCUACGGGUAUCUAGUUUUCCGCACGUAGCGGGUAUGAUGGUCCUCUCCUCCUCGACGUUGAAAAUCGUGAGCAGCAACUCCGUCUUCUCCGCCGCCCUGUUCGGCCAAGAGCGGCCAGAGGGUCUUCACAUCUCUCAACUCAUCCCGGGCUUUGACAAUCUCCUCGACGUCCUCACCGAGGAAGACAAGGUCCCGCUGGUUGACGGCAUUCUCAUCCCGGAACACAGUUUCCGCCGCGCGCGGACCUUAUCCAUCUUGCGCGACGGCAAAGCCAACGCCGCCUCCAUCUUCAACGAACCGACGGGCCUCCCUGCCAACCACCGGGACGGCUCGACCAUCUCCGUUGACGUCCAACUCCGAGUUGUCAAGAGUGGGACAUUUUUCUCCAAGACCACCACCAGCAACAACAACAACAACAAUAAUAAUAACAACUUCGACACUGACACCAACACCGAGACCGAGAUCAAUAAGCCGCACAACGGAUGGGAUACCGAUACCGUGGUCACUGAACUCGUUUACGCUUUGUGGAUUACAUAUUCGCGACAAAUCCACGCUGCCUGCCCUGCGACGGGUCACUUUCCACCUAUUUUUGAAGACAUCGCUCCGACCAAAGCGCUUUCUACUACAGCAACAGCGACAGAAGCAACAGCAGUGGCACCGCCCUCUAAACAAACCAUGCCAGGGUCCUCAUCACCAGCUAUUUUCAUGCCCGUCAUUGAAAACUCGAGACAUCCGUCAACUUUGUCUCAGCAGUUGAGCGAAGCGGCCUCGCAGCCGUUGACGGACAAGCCGGUGCAACCCGUGCCCGAGGUGGAUCUGACGGCUUCGAAGAAGGAUGGAUCAGCGACCAAGAAACGCACAAUCGCCGACUAUGUGAUUCUGGAAGAAAUGGGUCAGGGGGCGUAUGGACAGGUGAAACUGGCGCGGUUGAAGAAGAACCCCGCGAAGAAGAUGGUGCUCAAGUACGUGACGAAGAAGCGGAUCUUGGUCGAUACAUGGACGCGCGACCGGCGGCUGGGGACGGUGCCACUGGAGAUCCAUGUGCUGGACUUUUUACGGCGGGACGGGCUGCGGCAUCCGAACAUUGUGGAAAUGGAAGGGUUCUUCGAGGACGACAUCAACUACUACAUCGAGAUGGUGCCGCACGGACUGCCGGGGAUGGAUCUGUUCGAUUACAUCGAGCUGCGGGCCAACAUGGACGAGUCGGAAUGCCGCAGCAUCUUCCGCCAGGUGGUGGACGCGAUUCACCACCUGCACACCAAAGCAUUGGUGGUGCACCGGGACAUCAAGGACGAGAACGUUAUCCUUGACGGGGAAGGGCGGAUCAAGCUGAUCGACUUUGGCAGUGCGGCCUAUAUCAAGAACGGGCCGUUUGACGUUUUUGUGGGGACGAUUGAUUAUGCCGCCCCCGAAGUCCUCCAAGGCAAGUCGUAUCGCGGCAAAGAACAAGAUAUCUGGGCGCUGGGGAUUCUACUGUACACGAUCGUGUACAAGGAGAACCCGUUCUACAACGUGGACGAGAUCCUGGACCAUCCGCUGCGGAUCCCCUUCCUCCCCUUUUCGGAAGACUGCAUCGAUCUGAUCCGCAAGAUGCUGGACCGGGACGUCGACAACCGGCUGACGGUCAGCGAGGUCCUCGAGCACCCGUGGAUGACUUAA
Penicilliopsis zonata CBS 506.65 is the source of this 3411-nucleotide messenger RNA. RefSeq lists its product as hypothetical. Bases 1 to 3411 code for a protein of 1136 amino acids. Gene Ontology annotation, molecular function: protein serine/threonine kinase activity; ATP binding. The transcript has 3 exons. The record is from RefSeq and is a predicted model, not a curated record. Lineage: Eukaryota; Fungi; Ascomycota; Eurotiomycetes; Eurotiales; Aspergillaceae. Gene Ontology annotation, cellular component: cytosol; nucleus; cytoplasm. Gene Ontology annotation, biological process: negative regulation of glycogen biosynthetic process; protein phosphorylation; intracellular signal transduction.